AUGUUGCAGGGCUGUACUUUUAAGAAUGCACUCUUGAAGGGUGAGGGUUCCUCCAUGGGACUGUGGCAGACCCUUCCGGGAGCCAAUAUCUCUAGAAUACUUGCGAGAUCUGGCGUUGAUUGGGUCAUGGUGGACAUGGAGCACGGAAAUAUCGAUGACGCUGCUAUGCACGAGGCCGUUCCGGCUAUCGCCAGUUGUGGUGUUAGCCCUCUCGUAAGACUGCCGGACAUGCAAGGUUGGAUGAUCAAACGAGCCCUUGAUGCUGGCGCACACGGAAUCCUUAUUCCACUCCUUCGCACCCCUGAAGAAGCCAAGAAGAUUGUCGCGGCGGCCAAAUUCCCACCUCAAGGACAAAGAGGUUUGGGAUCACCUUUCGCAAUGGAACGAUUCAAUCCCAUUCCAACCAUGACCGAGUAUCUGCAACAUGCCAACGAAUCAUUGUUGACAAUGGUCCAGAUUGAAACUCAGGAGGCUCUCGACUCAGUUGACGAGAUUGCUGCCGUCCCAGGUGUCGAUCUAUUAUUUGUCGGGCCGUUUGACUUGGGCAACAACAUUGGCCACCCUAUCCUCGACGGAGUUGUGAAGCCCGAGUUGGAGCAAGCAAUCGAACGGAUUCUAACGGCAGCUCACAAAGCUGGCAAGAAGGCGGCAUUUUUCGCCUCGAAUGCUGCCCAAGCAAAGCAGUAUGCGGAUAAGGGAUUUGAUAUGAUCAGUGCCGCCCUAGACGCCACUAUCCUGCAGUCUUCGGUCGCUCUAUCGCUGGCUGAGGCACGUGGGCAGGAAAAGCCAAACACGGGCGGCAAGUAUUAG
Molecule: messenger RNA, 810 nt
Organism: Pestalotiopsis fici W106-1
Lineage: Eukaryota; Fungi; Ascomycota; Sordariomycetes; Amphisphaeriales; Sporocadaceae
Exons: 4
Coding region: 1-810 (269 amino acids)
Cellular component (GO): cytoplasm
Molecular function (GO): aldehyde-lyase activity
Source: RefSeq, a predicted model, not a curated record